CGCGCAGAGGGGGGGGUUGACCCCCCCCCUGACGAUCUUUUUCCGGGUCGAAAGAUUAGCACAGCCGUGAACGCUAGUUGUGUAUCACGAAAAAAACCCAGAGAGGCCAUAACUUUUGGACAUUUAAACACUGAGUAAACCACUUAAAGGUGUAUUUUCACCCCAACACAUGACACAGCAAUGCCGGGCAUCAGCUGUCGAUUUUACCAGCACCGCUUCCCCGAGGUGGAUGAUGUCGUCAUGGUGAACGUGCGGUCCAUCGCCGAGAUGGGCGCUUACGUCAGCUUGUUGGAAUACAACAACAUCGAGGGCAUGAUCCUCCUCAGCGAGCUGUCUCGUCGACGUAUUCGCUCCAUCAACAAGCUGAUCCGCAUAGGACGCAACGAGUGCGUGGUGGUCAUCCGAGUAGACAAAGAGAAGGGAUACAUCGACCUGUCGAAAAGAAGAGUUUCACCAGAAGAGGCCAUCAAGUGUGAGGAUAAAUUCACAAAAUCUAAAACUGUGUACAGCAUCCUGCGACAUGUGGCAGAAGUUCUGGAGUACAGCAAAGACGAGCAGCUGGAGAGUUUGUACCAGCGCACCGCUUGGGUCUUUGACGAGAAGUACAAGCGACCAGGAUACGGAGCUUACGACGUCUUCAAGCAGGCUGUGUCGGAUCCUGCAAUCCUUGGCGAUCUGGACCUGACGGAAGAAGAAAGAGCCGUGCUCAUCGACAACAUCAACAGGCGACUCACCCCACAGGCCGUCAAGAUCCGAGCAGACAUUGAAGUGGCGUGUUACGGCUAUGAAGGCAUCGACGCCGUGAAGGAGGCGCUGAGGGCUGGACUAAGCUGCUCUACAGAGGCCAUGCCCAUCAAGAUUAACCUCAUUGCCCCUCCACGCUACGUGAUGACGACCACUACUCUGGAGCGCACAGAAGGUCUGUCAGUUCUCAACCAGGCCAUGGCUGCCAUCAAGGAGAAGAUUGAGGAGAAAAGGGGUGUCUUUAACAUCCAAAUGGAGCCCAAGGUGGUGACAGACACAGAUGAGACGGAGCUGGCCAGACAGUUGGAGAGGCUAGAGCGGGAAAACGCUGAGGUGGAUGGAGACGACGACGCAGAAGAGAUGGAGGCGAAGACUGAAGAUUAAAAGUCCAGGCCAGCAAGCCAAGGAUUUGGAUGGUUAGUCCAGCAAACGUCAACUUUCACACUGCAAACAGACUCCUAAUAAAAGCCUGUGGCUUUUAACAGCAGUUCAUGUUUGCCUAGCUUGUCUUUAAGGAACUCCUAUUUUUAAUAACAUCACUUUGAUGUAAUAAAGUCAAGCACACUCUUGCUUCAAAUUCCUCCAUAUCAACCGUACCAGUGAAGAAGCUAUUAUCAAUAAAAUCUACUCUUCAAUAAAAA
Nerophis ophidion (straightnose pipefish) is the source of this 1385-nucleotide messenger RNA. It is a transcript of the gene eif2s1b, whose product is annotated as eukaryotic translation initiation factor 2, subunit 1 alpha b. Lineage: Eukaryota; Metazoa; Chordata; Actinopteri; Syngnathiformes; Syngnathidae. The record is from RefSeq and is a predicted model, not a curated record. The coding region runs from base 181 to 1128 and encodes 315 amino acids. Gene Ontology annotation, molecular function: RNA binding; ribosome binding; translation initiation factor activity. Gene Ontology annotation, cellular component: eukaryotic 48S preinitiation complex; eukaryotic translation initiation factor 2B complex; eukaryotic translation initiation factor 2 complex. The transcript is spliced from 8 exons.